CUGACGUAGAAUAAACAGUGCAGGCAAUGGUGAUCCGGCUCAGGAAGCAGCAGUUUAUGGAUGACUGGUGCUUAUAAAUUGGCCAGAGUGCAAUGCAGAAUCACGCAAGAGGACGGCCAAUCGUAAAAAAUGACCACACAGAGAGUGACUGGCAAGGCCUGGUCAGUGAGUUCCUUGUGUGUAAAAGGAAGCUUGAGAGCAAGAAAGAGGCUUUACUCAUCCUUUCCAAAGAGCUGGACACAUGCCAGCAAGAGAGGGACCAGUACAGGCUGAUGGCAAACCAGCUACGGGAGAGGCACCAGUCAUUGAAAAAGAAAUAUCGGGAGCUCAUUGAUGGAGAUCCUUCACUUCCACCAGAGAAAAGAAAACAGGUGAAUCUGGCGGAACUGCUGGGGGAGGCACGGGAAAGGAGCAAAAAGCUGGAGCAGGAGAUAAAGGAGCUGCAGCAGAGACUGGGAGAAGUACAAGGAGACAAUAAGCUGCUGAGAAUGACAAUAGCCAAACAGAGAGUGGGGGACGAUGAAGUUGGCGUUCGCCAUUUUGCACCCCAUGAAAGAGAAGAUCUUGUUCUGCAGCUGGAGAAGACAAGAGAGCAGAUAGAAGCUCUGGAACACGACCUCAGAGCUGCACUGGACGAGCUCCAAGACGUGAAGCAAGAACGCUCGUUCUUUCAGGAUAAAGCGGACAGGUUGAACCAAGAACUUAACCAUGUUCUAGGUGGUGAUGAAAAGAGGAUCAUUGAUGUGGAUGCACUGUGCAUGGAGAACAGAUAUUUGCAGGAGAGGCUGAAACAACUGCAAGAGGAGGUUAACCUGCAGAAAAACAACAUUGUCAAAUACAAGAAUGCUUUGGAGAGGAGGAAGAAUUCCAAGUCAAGUGGCAAGUCAAACAGCAGUGCUCUUACUGGGGUUCUUUCUGCAAAACAAGUUCAGGAGUUAUUAUCGGAGGACCAAGGCUGUAGCCUUCCUGCCACUCCGCAGUCCAUCUCUGAUCUGAAGUCUCUGGCUACUGCUCUGCUGGAAACCAUCCAUGAGAAAAAUAUGGUCAUUCAGCACCAAAGACAAACCAACAAAAUUCUAGGUAAUAGAGUGGCGGAGUUGGAGAAGAAACUCCGCACAUUAGAAGUGUCUGGACUGUGGAGUCUUCCAGGCCUCAGCUACAAUGUCUCUGUGGGAGUUGGGCGGGGACGGGAUACCAUCUCACUACUUGAUUCAUCAAUAACAAACCCACAGCAUCCAAAGUCACCAAUGAUCACGUUUACAGAGGUGCCUUGUCACAAACCUCUGACCUAUGAAGCACACAGACAACAAAGUGUUGACAUCCGCUAUAGUGAUUUGCACAUGCAAACCAACAAAGAGACCACAAAACCACUGGAAAAAGAUCCGCUGGGUAAUACUUUCGAAAACAUGUAUCUUCAUCCUUUAAUCCCUCUUUUAUGCUCAGAGAAAGACGAACUGGAGAAGAGAGGGACUGAGAUAAUUGAACUAACUGAGGAACUGGUAACAGCUGAGCUGGAAGAUAACCACCUUGUAAAUUCAGUUAAAGGACACCGUGCUGCAGAUGUGGCACCCCCUUUUGAUAACUUUGAGACUCCAUUGUCCAGUCCAGGACUCGCUGACCAGUUGGGAUCUGAGGUAUUAUCAGCUGGAAGCUUAGACAAAUCACAAGACUCUGCUGAUGGAAGCUUAGACAGUGCUAGUCUCCAAAACUGUGUGGACAUAAAAGAGGGACUUUCUGAGUCCUCUUUGACAGAAGAGUCAUCAAAACCUCUUGCUAGUGAUGAAAGUGUUGGAAAAGGAGUAGAAGAGAAUGGAUCAUGACCAAAUGUCCACUGUUUCCAAAGAUGUGUCUUGAUUUGUUCAAACAAUGUUGGUUUUAUUUAUUUGAAAUGUUUUCCCAAAGUUGAAUGUUAUUUCUUUUUUAUAGUCCAUUGUUAAAACUAAGACUGAUAAACCUAAAACACAAGUUACACCAUUAUAAGAAGUGCAUGUAAAAUGUGGGAAGCUAUACAAUUAAAGAGGAUAUUGGCUCUAUAAUGCUAUAAACAGGAACUGCUCCUUUCAGCCAGAAAUGGCUCACAAUUUCAAGUGAUUGGUUUAAAAAAAAUCUGAAACUAAAGUGAACCUUUUGUUAGAAUUCACAGUCCAGUUUAAAACAUGGGCACAUUCCAAAAUUGGUAAAUAUUAUUGUAGCUAAAAAAAAAUCAUUAAUAAAAACUGCUGUAUCCCAUCUCCUUGCCUGAUUGGCUUGAUACCGCUACCUCUAUCUGCUGACUUGCCUGUUUGUUUAUUUUUAUUUUUUUACAGGCCUUCCAUAUCAUUCAGCAACUGUAGGAUAAAACUGGAUAUUUUAAUCUAGAACUUCAGUUGUAUAUUUUAUUCUAGAACUUCAGUUUUAUUCUUGCAGGCUUCUCCUGGAAAAUUGAACAGGCAAAGUUUCUACAAAAACGGGUACCCGUAAAUUGGCUGAAAAGUAGCCUUCCCAGUGGACAGAAGGUUGCAAGAACAAAUCCAUGGCUUCACAAAUUGUUUGGUAAUGCUAAUAGGCUGAACCAUCCAUUAUUAGGGACUUCCAACAUAACUCCCUACUCCCCCUAUCCAAUUGGGGGCUCAUUACUUGACCUGUUGUAUCCUCUACAGUACAAAAUAAAUGAAAACCGAGGAGAGCGAUGCCAUCGCACAUAUUCCUGCUGUGAAUAGUCAAUACAGCAUGUAAAGAAAUGUAAAACUGGUAAGAAAAUUAACCUCCUGGCAUAAAAUAAAAUAUAUCAGCUUUAGGAGGACCAGUAGUGUAUUAAUAUGAGCAAUGCAACUUGUGUUUUAGAUAUUAUGCUCAUUUCAGUCUGAACAUUUCAAUGAUGUCCUUCCUUUGUGUCCUUGAGUGUUUAGUAAGGUUUGUGAGGGCUGCUUGAGCUUUGUAUACUGUGUCUUGGAGUAAGUGUAUGUCUGUUUUUUUGUAUGUAAAUGCUAAAUCAUUGUUCAAUAAGAGAUAUAUCAGUGUUAUAAAUUCAUUAUAAGUAAUUAUAUUUUUAUGUUCUCAGACAAAUGUAAACCAUGUUAAUAAAGACAGACGUAAAAGACUAGUCUACCCAAAA
Messenger RNA from Rana temporaria (common frog), 3094 nucleotides. It is a transcript of the gene CCDC149, whose product is annotated as coiled-coil domain containing 149. The coding region runs from base 93 to 1820 and encodes 575 amino acids. The record is from RefSeq and is a predicted model, not a curated record. The transcript has 13 exons. Lineage: Eukaryota; Metazoa; Chordata; Amphibia; Anura; Ranidae.